UGGAUUAAACAAAACUCGAUACCGAGAGCUCGCGACUGCUUCAGACAGCUUUAAAGAAACUCACACGAACGUCUGCCACUUCACUACAGAAGUCAGCAUGAAGAAAUUGCUUGUGGAUGUGGACUGUGGUGUGGAUGAUGCUCAGGCUCUCAUGAUGGCUUUGGCAGUUCCGGAUGUACAGAUCCUGGGCAUCACCUGUGUUCAGGGCAACACUUCAAUAGAAAAUGUCUGCAAGAAUGUCUUGCGUGUCCUGAAAGUGUGUAAUCAUCUGAAGAUUCCUGUAUUUCGUGGAGCGACUAAAGCGCUCUUGGGGCAAACCAUCAGUGCUGGAGAUUUUCAUGGCAAAGAUGGACUCGGGGACGCCCCAGACCCCCAAGCUCCUGGGCUGGAACUGGUCCAGAAAGAGGGCGCUGUGUCAGCCAUGAUCCGAAUAGUCGAUGAGAAUCCUGGAGAGGUGUCUUUAGUGGCCACGGCUCCGCUGACGAAUGUGGCUUUGGCGGUGAAACUGGACCCCUCCUUUCCCAAGAAACUCAAAGGCCUUUACAUUAUGGGUGGCAAUACAGACUCUCGUGGGAACACCACUGUGUGUGCAGAGUUCAACUUUGCAGCUGAUCCUGAAGCAGCUUAUAUUGUCCUGAAAGAAUUCAUUUGCCCAAUUUACAUUGCAACCUGGGAGUUCACCUGUAACAGUAAAUUACCAUGGGAUUUCUGUGACGGUUGGCUGGCCCAGGACACAGAUAAGGCUCGCUUUAUGAAGCAGAUCUUUAAGCACAGCAUGGAGUCCAGCCACAGCGAGAGGGUUGAGAAGGAGCUGGUGGCGGGGCAGGGAUUCAUCUCCUGUGAUUCUUAUGCUAUGGCAGCAGCCAUAGACCACACAUAUAUUGUUGAAACCGACACCAAAGCGGUCACUGUGGAGCUGGCGGGGAACUACUGCCGGGGAAUGAUGGUUGUAGAUCACCUCGACCUUCUGAAGACGACUCACAAAGUCAAGAUCUUGAAGAAGGUGGAUUUGGAGAAGUUUAAAGUGCUCAUGAUGAAUGCUUUGAAAUAAAUGUUCGUUGGCAGCCA
Rhinichthys klamathensis goyatoka is the source of this 1068-nucleotide messenger RNA. RefSeq lists its product as uncharacterized. The record is from RefSeq and is a predicted model, not a curated record. Gene Ontology annotation, molecular function: hydrolase activity, hydrolyzing N-glycosyl compounds. The transcript is spliced from 7 exons. NCBI's taxonomy places the organism in Eukaryota, Metazoa, Chordata, Actinopteri, Cypriniformes, Leuciscidae. The coding region runs from base 98 to 1051 and encodes 317 amino acids.